GGGAGGGUGGGCGCCCUUCAGGUCCCGGCGCGCGGGCUGGGCCGACUCGAGGACGGCGGGCGGCGGGAGGAGGGCCGGGGGAGGUCAGAGGACCUCCUGGGACUGGGGCUGCGCAAGCUCGGAGCUCGGCGCCCCGCCCGCCGCGCAUGGGUGUCCCGGGCCUGCAGGCCGCGCUGCGGAGAGCCUGGGGACGGUGGCCGGCGCGCCCCGGCCCGCGCGCGCCCGGCCUACCCAUCAUGGCCGGGAAGGAGAUGCACCCAGCACGGGCCUCACACCAGCAGGACAGAAAGGCCCGAGGUGGCUGGAUCUGGGAGGACGCACAGUACCCGCCCAAGAGGCUCAGGGGCAGCGAGGAUGAGGAGCGGCCAAGAAAACUGCCCAAGCGCAAGAUUGUACUGCUCAUGGCCUACUCAGGGAAGGGCUACCAUGGCAUGCAGAGGAAUGUGGGGUCCUCACAGUUCAAGACAAUCGAGGAUGACCUGGUAUCUGCCCUGGUCCAGGCAGGCUGCAUUCCUGAGAAUCACGGGGAAGAUAUGAGGAAAAUGUCUUUCCAGCGUUGUGCCCGCACUGACAAGGGUGUGUCUGCAGCUGGCCAGGUAGUGUCCCUGAAGGUGUGGCUGAUUGAUGACAUUCUAGACAAGAUCAACAGCCACCUUCCCUCCCACAUCAGGAUUUUGGGGCUGAAGAGGGUCACGGGUGGGUUCAACUCCAAGAACAAGUGUGAUGCCAGAACCUACCUGUACAUGCUGCCCACCUUUGCCUUCGCCCACAAGGACCGCGACGUGCAGGACGAGACCUAUCGCCUGAGCCCAGAGACCCUGCGGCUCGUCAAUAGACUCCUGUCCUGCUACAAGGGCACCCACAGCUUCCACAACUUCACCUCGCAGAAGGGGCCGCGGGAGCCCAGUGCCCGGCGCUACAUCCUGGACAUGUACUGCGAGGAGCCCUUCCUGCGCGAGGGCCUGGAGUUUGCUGUCAUCAAGGUGAAGGGCCAGAGCUUCAUGAUGCACCAGAUUCGGAAGAUGGUGGGCCUGGUGGUGGCCAUCGUGAAGGGCUACGCCCCGGAGAGCGUGCUGGAGCGUAGCUGGGGGGAGGAGAAGGUGGAUGUGCCCAAAGCGCCAGGGCUUGGCCUAGUCCUGGAGAGGGUGCACUUCGAGAAGUACAACCAGCGCUUUGGCGGUGAUGGGCUGCACGAGCCCUUGGACUGGGCACAGGAGGAGGGGAAGGUGGCGGCCUUCAAGGAGCAGCAUAUCUACCCCACCAUCGUCAGCACUGAGCGGGACGAGCGGUCCAUGGCCCAGUGGCUGAGCACCCUGCCCGUCCACGAUUUCAGUGCCACUGCACUUGCGGCGGCCCGGACAGGCACCAAGGUCCCCAGUCCCCUGGACGGCAGCGAAGGGGAAGGGGACGGAGACACUGACUGAGGCUGUGGGGCUGGAGGUAAGAUGGUGCAGCUUGCCUGCUGUGAGCACCGGGAGCCCAGAGCUGCCUCAGGAUGCUGUCUCCAGUCCCCAUCUCAGGAGUGCCGCCUAGCCAUCUCUGCUCCAGCUCCCUGUGCAUGCCUUGGCACGUGAAGACACUAUUUUUUAAAAGAAGCAAUUUUCUUAUUAAAUAAGUAUGUUUUGCUUAGUGA
Molecule: messenger RNA, 1633 nt
Organism: Urocitellus parryii (Arctic ground squirrel)
Lineage: Eukaryota; Metazoa; Chordata; Mammalia; Rodentia; Sciuridae
Gene: Pus1
Product: pseudouridine synthase 1
Biological process (GO): mRNA pseudouridine synthesis; tRNA pseudouridine synthesis
Cellular component (GO): nucleus
Molecular function (GO): RNA binding; pseudouridine synthase activity
Source: RefSeq, a predicted model, not a curated record